AGCACGCCCCCGCCUCUCGUGGACUGGUCCUGCGUGCCCACGCUGGUGUUGGCUGUGAUUCUGGUGGUGGUGGCGGCCACGGCGCUGGCGGCGCGCACGGCUGACGGCAAGCAGAGCACGCGCCUGCCCGGCCCACAGCCGCUGCCCUUCCUUGGCACCAGAUGGCUCUUCUGGAGCCGGUAUAAGAUGAAUAAGCUCCAUGAAGCUUAUGAAGACAUGUUCAGGCGUUACGGGCCGGUAUUCGUGGAGACGACUCCUGGGGGCGCUGCUGUGGUGUCGAUCGCUGAGCGCGCGGCGCUAGAGGCUGUGCUGCGGGCGCCCGCUAAGCGCCCCUACCGCCCCCCCACCGAGAUCGUGCAGACCUACCGCAGGAGCAGACCCGAUAGAUACGCCUCCACUGGACUAGUCAACGAGCAAGGUGAAAAAUGGCAUCAUCUUCGUCGUCAUUUGACAGCGGAGUUGACGAGUCCCAACACCAUGCAAGGCUUUUUACCAGAGCUGAACAAUAUCUGUGACGACUUCCUAGACUUGUUGGACUCCUGUCGCCGCAGCGAUGGAACCGUGACUGGAUUUGAUCAACUGACCAAUAGAAUGGGAUUGGAGUCGGUAUGUGGCCUUAUGUUGGGCUCAAGGCUUGGCUUUUUGGAGCGGUGGAUGUCGGGGAGAGCGGCGACCCUGGCGGCCGCCGUCAAGGCUCACUUCAGGGCCCAGAGGGACUCUUACUACGGAGCACCGCUGUGGAAGUUCGCACCCACAACACUCUACAGAACAUUCGUCAAGAGCGAGGAGACUAUUCAUACGAUAGUAUCGGAGCUUAUGGAAGAGGCGAAGAUCAAGAAACAAGGUUCUGCCAAUGAUGACGGCAUGAGAGAGAUUUUUCUGAGGAUCCUGGAGAACCCCGCGCUCGACAAC
Molecule: messenger RNA, 912 nt
Organism: Trichoplusia ni (cabbage looper)
Lineage: Eukaryota; Metazoa; Arthropoda; Insecta; Lepidoptera; Noctuidae
Product: ecdysone 20-monooxygenase-like
Molecular function (GO): oxidoreductase activity, acting on paired donors, with incorporation or reduction of molecular oxygen; monooxygenase activity; heme binding
Source: RefSeq, a predicted model, not a curated record